AUGUUGAAAUUGGUGGCUUGCUUCGUGUUGCUUGGACAGGUUUCGUCUCUUUUCGACCCCACGACGUGCGGUCAAGGAAAAACGUGUGUGGCGAUUCCCGAUGGAUGCAUCACCACAUCUCCAUCAACCUGUCAACAAGGAAUCUCAUUCAAAAGAUCGUCAGCCUCUUUCUUGGAAGUUGAGCUCUUCUCGAACAACCUUGGAGCCAAUUCAGCCUACACAUCGUACAUGGCAAUCGGAUUCCAACCAGCUGCCUGUGCUGAAGUUGAGACAGCAAGCGCAAUGCCGUGCAUGGCUUCAACGCCAGUGAUGGAGUGCUCUGCUUUGAAUGGAAGACUGAUGUCCCCAGCUGUCUCGUGGAACACCGCCGACCCACAGAAUGUCCGAAUCGACAAUGCUGCGGAUCUCGCCACAGCGGUCGCUUUGAGCAUGAGCGCUUUGGAGAACGCAAACGGACAGACGUAUUGCAAAUUGACACAACGAAUCACCGGAGCACCGCUUAAUGGACUUCCCAAUGCAAAUCAGGUGUUCCAAUACGAUCCCACACAGAAAUACGCGAUUCUCAUGGCCGCCGGGGUCACCAAUGGAUCCGUUCUCACUCAUCACCCCCACCCGAACACAAUGGUUUCCAAGAUGCGAUACCAAUUC
Molecule: messenger RNA, 648 nt
Organism: Mesorhabditis belari
Lineage: Eukaryota; Metazoa; Nematoda; Chromadorea; Rhabditida; Rhabditidae
Source: the annotation of a GenBank genome assembly